Anneissia japonica is the source of this 762-nucleotide messenger RNA. RefSeq lists its product as uncharacterized. The record is from RefSeq and is a predicted model, not a curated record. NCBI's taxonomy places the organism in Eukaryota, Metazoa, Echinodermata, Crinoidea, Comatulida, Comatulidae. Bases 1 to 483 code for a protein of 160 amino acids. The transcript is spliced from 2 exons.
AUGAACGCUAAAGGAAAAAACCAACAACAACGGCGCACAAACAUCUGUCUUGGAACAGAUCACUUGCCACUCGUAACUUCUUAUUACAAGGAUUAUGUGGAAGGGAAAGAUGUAUAUGAUAUGAAAAAUGCAAAGGCCACAAUAGCCACGCCGCCGGAGACGGCACAGAUAGGAAACUGUUCGUCAUUUCAGAUUCUACCAGAAGGGUCGCUCCCGCCACCGGACGCAACAACUAACCGUUUAGAUUUUACACAUCCAGGCAUCAACCAAUGCACAGCUGUUUAUAAAAGUCGCUUGGCUGACCUAAGCUCCAAUAGAAACACUCUACAACGUAACUCCGUCAUUUUCGGACCGUGUGCAGAAACCGAUCCUUUCCAGUCGUGUGCCAUGUCGGCCUACAAGCACCCGCUUGAAAACCAAAGAAUUAUGAUGCAGCGAUAUGAAGAAAUGGAAAUUCUUGGCUCUCAAAAAUUACCAUUUUAAAGUGGAAUAUAAUUGGAAAAUUCGCUAUUGUAACAGGCCUAACUUGGAGCUAUCUAGCAUAGUACCAAUUUACUUAACAUGUUCAGUUUUAUUUAACAAUGAUAAAUAACUGAAAAUAAAAUGUGUACAAUGCAUAUUGAUAUGGUAAAUGGUAAAUGAUAUGUUUAUUUUUUUUUCUUCAUAUUAAGAGUAUACAAAACACAAGGACAGAUAUAGAUGAGAUAAGAUAGUAUAUCAUAGGCUUUAAUGUCACAUUUAUGAAGUACCGUAAACGACGAA